Molecule: messenger RNA, 2466 nt
Organism: Effrenium voratum
Lineage: Eukaryota; Dinophyceae; Suessiales; Symbiodiniaceae
Source: the annotation of a GenBank genome assembly
AUGGUGGAGCCUCAAAACAGCGAGGAGCUCCAGCGUGGCGAGCAGGAUGCACAGGGCCGAUACCUACUGGAGGGGCCCUCAAGGAAGGACGCCUUUGCCCUGCUGGUCGAGUGCGUCCGUCAGGGCGGCUUCAUCUCGGCGCCGGACAUGGCCCGGCGAGUGCAGGAGCUGGAUUUGGAGGCCCGGAUCGAAGCCUGCAGGUUUGUGGACUACUACCUGCUGCCAGGCAGGUCGAAGAUGCAGCUCACGAAGGAGCUCUUCGGGUCUCUGGUGGGCUCCGAGGUCUUCCCGCGGGAGGUGUUGGACUUGGAGUGCCUCGGGCUCUGCCGCUCCGAGAUGAUCAUGGAGAGGAUCCAGCUGUCGAAUCUCCACAUCAAAAAUCUGCGCCUCGAGAAUUCCCAUGUCAAGAGGAUAGAAGUCACCAGCUGCUUUUUGCUGGACUGCGACUUCUCGGUGACUGUCACUUCCAGCGAGGUGACAAUCAGCAACUCCAGAUUGGAAAACGUCCAGCUGGGUGUGUUUGCCAUGAUCACCUCCGUGAAGGAGAGCUGCCAGCUGCUACGCUGCAAUCUCCGGGUUGUGGAAGAGCUCUUCGUCUCCGAAUCAGAGCUUGACAGCUGUACCUUCCGGGGCAGCGAUGAGGACCGGAAGGACCGGCAGUUUAUCAGCGCAGUCUUCCAGCAGUCCGAGUUGCACGGGGCACUUUGGCAGAGGGGAUGGGCGGUGACUGAUGCGCCGGGAAGUUCCAAGAAGCGUGGGCUGGUGACCCUAGCGCAGAAACUCACCUCCCAGCCGCCGGCCCAUCACAGUGGCGAUGCCGCAGCCACCGUGAGGUGUCAGGUCGUGUGGGUCAGCCUUUCGGCUUGCGCCUCACGCGCAAGAAGCCGUUUUCGCCGCGCGCCUCGCACGCGGCGGCACGGGAUGGAAUGGGAGGCUGUGGAAUGGCUGGACCUCGAGGAUGGCAGCGGCGUCCACGCGGGCGGCACAGAGCUGCCGCUGAUGCCGCUGCCCGCGGUGUAUUUGCCGAGCCCCAGCCAGCAGCUCAUGGUGUCGGAGAAGAGAUACUUGAAGCUCUAUGACGACAUCCUCCUGAACGGGAGCCGCAUGUUCGUGGUGUCUCACAGCCAGGGCUCCAAGGUGGCGCGCAUGGGGCUGGCCUUCAAGCUGAAGGAUCUCAAGGAUGUGUCCGCUGACACGCAUGGCCACUUCAAGUAUGCUGCGGAGCACGAGGUGCCGUGCCGGGUCCGGAUCCUGUCCGUGCUCAAUGCCGAAGCUGGCUCCUCGAAGGACCAAUACCUGAGAGCGGAGGUCGAAUUGCUCGAGGACGAAGACCCAGAGGCUUCUCUUCCAGCGCUGCACCGCAUCCGCGGCAAGCUCCAGGAUGCGCUCGCCAUGCAAGGCCAGGAACAACAAGACCCGGAGCUCGGGAACCUCGCGCGAAAGCUGCGCCUGGCCUCUGUGCUCAGGAGCCCCGGGUUCUGGGCCGGCAGCCCAGACUUGUGCAGCAUGCUGGCAUCCAUCCAGGGCUUCAGGUUGCAGCUGAGCGUCCGCAAGAUGCGGGAGCACGUGAAGCGCCUCACGGAGCAGUGGGCGGCAGAGAACCCGGAGGGCUUGGAGGCCUUGAAGGUGGACCCUGAGGUUCUGCCGACCUCCAUCCGCGCGCAAGGGAAGCGGGCGCAGGAGCUCAUGUCGGAGGGGGCGCAGGAGCUGCAGUGCACCUUCCAGCGCAUCCUGCAGGCGCGAGAGCUGACUCAGCGCGCUGCACUGCUGGAGUCCGCGGUGGGCGAGGAGCUACAGCGCAUGCGCACCCUGCAGUCGCUGAACAGCAUCCUGGGCCAGAGAGACGCAGACAUCACCUUUCCCUUUGACAAGGCGGUGUGUGAGCAGACGUACUUUCAUGGACGGCUGCUUCGGAUGACCAAAGGCGGUGCCUCCAUCAGCUUGAAGCGCGCCCGCCUGCGGACGCUGCCGCGGAUCGAUUCCGAGGGCAAGAUCAACCUCUCUUUGGAGGAUUGCGACAUCCUAGAGUCCCUCACCUUCCAGAACAUGAGGCUGCAGCUGCGAGGCCUCCACUUCCGGAAGCCCUGCGACUUCUUGGAGGUGGAGUUCCCCGACCAGAUUUGCGACAUCGACUUCCCCAGGGGCUGCAAGUUCUACAACGUCCGCUUCAAGGAGGGCUUGCAGGCCUGCGUCACAAAUGGCUGUCGUUUCGAAUACUGCAACCUGGGCUAUGGCCAAGAUGCGGUGGCUGAUUGUCUCAUGACGCAGUGUCACUUCCAAGCCUGCCGCUUCCCCUUCCUGGAGGAUAACUCCCCGGUGGCCAACAUUGCAGGCAGCAACUUCAUUGCUUGCCGCAUCCAGUGGAGUGGGCCCUUUGCCCAUGAGGAGAGCUUCGUGAUCAACUCUCACUGGCUUCGGAAGUGGAACUUAGCAGGCUGCACUGUGAGCGACACAGCCAUUGGAUAG